Megalobrama amblycephala (Wuchang bream) is the source of this 1418-nucleotide messenger RNA. RefSeq names its product olfactory receptor 52K1-like. Lineage: Eukaryota; Metazoa; Chordata; Actinopteri; Cypriniformes; Xenocyprididae. Gene Ontology annotation, biological process: G protein-coupled receptor signaling pathway. Gene Ontology annotation, molecular function: G protein-coupled receptor activity; olfactory receptor activity. The record is from RefSeq and is a predicted model, not a curated record. Gene Ontology annotation, cellular component: membrane. The transcript has a single exon. Bases 447 to 1397 code for a protein of 316 amino acids.
CAACACGUCACCCUGUAGGAGGUGUCAUUAGUUUAAAGAGUGAUGAUAAACGGUGUCUUUGUCAUUGUCAGAUGGAUGCACAGAGAGAAAGAUGGUUUUAUAUGUCAUACCAAUGGCAUACAUUGCAGAUUCUUUUUUGUUUUGUGCAUUAAUACAAUUGGUGAAUUAGUGAAUCUUCUCCAGUUUGGUGGACAGAUCCCAUUAAACUCAAAAUAAUGCAAAUUUAUUACAUUAUGCUAUUAAUAUCUAAAUAGUUUCCAUGGAGGUAUGUUUGUGAAUUAUAGCUUAUCAAUAUAAUCUGUACUUUAUAAAGAGUGUAAUUAUACAAAAUGUUUGUAUGUUGUUUAAUUUUGCCUUGACAGUCAAAUGCUUGUGUAAUUGUCAAUGUAAAAAUAGUCUUUUUUACAUUCUUGCUGUAUGAGGUAAUUGUGAAGCUGUAUAGAGUUAUGACCUAUACCAAUAUCACUGUCUUUACUGAAUUCUACCUGCUGGGAUUUCCAGGACUCCAUCCACAGUAUCAUGGAGCUGUAGGAACCCUUUUGUUCUUUGUCUAUUUGACACUGGCAGGAGGAAAUAUCUUUAUUAUUGCAUUCAUUGCUUAUGAGAGAAGCCUUCAGAAACCUACCUAUUUAAUCUUCUGUAAUCUUGCUGUGUGUGAUCUUGCUUUUGGAACUGCCACGCUGCCUAAAGCCAUUGCAAAAUACUUUUUCAAUAGCAGUGAUAUAUCAUUUUAUAGUUGUUUUGUGCAGAUGUUUUUUGUUCACUACUUAGGGAGUAUUAACUCUUUUCUAAUGCUAUUAAUGGCCAUUGAUCGGUUUGUUGCAGUUUGUAGCCCACUGAGAUACUGUGUCCUUAUUACAAACAAAACAAUUUUUUUGGCAUGUGCUGCGUUUUGGGCAAUCUGUAUAUCGUGGAUGUCAGUCGUUGUUUUUCAUGCCUUCAGUGAGCCCUUCUGCAGUUCUAACGUAAUAACCCAAAAUUACUGUGACCAAAAUUCAAUAAUUAAACUGUCUUGUGGAGAUGUAAGGCAAAAAAUUUUUUUUUCAUUUUCAGGUGCUAUGUUUGUUCUUUUGGGCCCAUUAAUAUUUAUUAUAUUUUCUUUCAUUGCCAUCAUCACAACUGUUUUCAAAAUCUCAGACAUUCAGGCCCGAUAUAAAACAUUCUCAACUUGCACUCCUCAGCUUCUUAUCAUUUGUCUGUACUAUGUGCCCAGAUGUGUUGUUUAUGUGCAUGAUGUGACAAUUGCGAUCUCACCAGGCAUCCGGGUUAUGUUAAUUAUGUGGUACAGUCUGCUCCCACCUGUUGUCAAUCCGAUGAUAUACUGCUUCAGAACCAAAGAGAUCAAAGAUGCAUUGAAGAAAAAAAUUAGAGAUAGGAAAGUGUUUAUGCAGAUAUGAAUGGAGACUAUAUAUAUAUAU